This is a messenger RNA of Insectozyma verbasci, 1770 nucleotides long. The record is from the annotation of a GenBank genome assembly. NCBI's taxonomy places the organism in Eukaryota, Fungi, Ascomycota, Pichiomycetes, Serinales, Debaryomycetaceae.
AUGUCAGAUAUUGUGACACCACAUUCAAGACCACUAACUCCUAAUCCACAAUCAUCUGCUUCUUCCAAUCAUUCAUCAACUAAAUUACAAGUACCUCCAUUUGAAAAAUCAAUAUAUGAAUCACUAAAUCAUUUAUACAAAAAUUUAUUAGAAUUAAAGAAUAAUAGAGAUAUAUAUAUAAAUUCAAAACAAACUUAUACUAUAUAUGAUCAGUUUUUGAAUAUCAUUUAUGAUUUAAAAUUAGUUAGAAAAGAUGAAGAAUUAAAAGGUUUAACUUUGGUUAUACCAAAUAAUAAUGAUUUAAUAAUUGAUGAUAUUUUUCAAUUAAUAUCUUUAUGUUUUGUUACUUGUGGUUUAAUUAAGUUUGCUCCUGCUACUUAUUCAAGUUUAUCUACUGUUAUGAAAUUAUUAAAUCAUUUAAAAGAAUGUAAAGUUUAUACAAUGGAGGAUUUACAACCAAUUGGUUCAAGAUUAGAAGAAAUUAGAGAUAUAAUUUUAAAUUCAAAUGAAAAUUAUGAAUUAGAUGAUCAUGAUCAAUUUUCAAAAGGGUUACAAGAUAAUCAUCAAAUUGAAGAAACUUUAUUAAGAAAUAAAUUAAAUAAAUGUGAACAUUUGUAUGAUGAAUUGGUUGAUAAUUUUAAUAAUUUUCCAAAAGAUUUAGAACCAAUAUAUCAUAAAUUAAUUAAUAUUAGAAAAAAUAUAUUAAAUUAUAUAACAAAUCUAAAACAAGAUACAAGUGGUAAAGUUGAAAAUGUUACAAAUAAAAUUGAAUCAUUUAAAACUGAGUUGAAAAAGAUUGAAAAAUUAAGAGAUGAACACGAUGGUAAAUUUCAUAGUGAUUUAGAUGACAAUAGAUUAGAAUCAAGUCAAGCUAUAAUAAACGGUUUAAUUGAUGACUGUAAUAAUUUAUUGAAUGAUUUGUUAAUUCAUGAAGAAGAAAUUUCUUUAGAAAAUUUAAAGAUAUCUGAUUCAAAAGAUGAAGUUAAAUUAAAAUUUGAUUCUUUAUAUCAACAAUUACUAGAUUUAAAAUUAACUUUAGAAAAUUUAUUAAUUACAAGAAGAUGGACAUUAAGAGAAACUGAUUUAUAUAAUUAUCAAAAAUUAUUAAAAACAAUAGAUGAUGAAAGAAUUCAAUUAAUGAAAUCUGCCACCACCAAAUCACAAGAUUAUAAAAAAUCACAAACUUUAAUUUUAUAUUUAUUAAGACGAUGUUAUAGUAUAAUUUAUAAAUUAUUAGAAUCAAGUGAACCAGUAAGUGAAAGUUUAACUCCUAUACAUAAUCAAUUACAAACUGUUAAAAGAUGUUUAUUAGAAUUAAAAAGAGUUGAUGGUUUAAAUAAUUUAAGAGAAUUAUAUCCUUUUCAAUUUAAAUUAGGAUCAAUUGAUAAUUUAAGAAAAGAUGGAAAAUUUAUUAUUGAUAAUCAUGUACCUGAAGGUCAAGGUGCUUUAUGUGCUUUAUUAAGUGAAUGUUUUGAUAUUUUACAAGAAAUGAAGAUUGAAUUGGAAGAAAAAGAAUUGGAAAAUGGUGAUGAUUUAAUUAACGAUGAUAUAAAUGGAGGUUCUUUUACAAAUUCAAAACAUUUAAAUGAUGCUGAUGGUGAUAUAAAUUUAACUGAUGAUGAAGUUGAAAUUAAAAGAAAUAGAUUUAAAGAAUUUAAACCUGCUGAUUAUGAUAUUGAAACUGAAUCAGUUUUUGAUGAUGAUGAUGAUGAUGAUGAUGAUGAUUAUAAAAUGAGUGAAAAUGAAUAUGAGGAGAAUGAUUAUUAUUAG